Messenger RNA from Penicillium verhagenii, 312 nucleotides. RefSeq lists its product as uncharacterized. The record is from RefSeq and is a predicted model, not a curated record. NCBI's taxonomy places the organism in Eukaryota, Fungi, Ascomycota, Eurotiomycetes, Eurotiales, Aspergillaceae. Bases 1 to 312 code for a protein of 103 amino acids. The transcript has 2 exons.
AUGGAGGCAUGGGGGGAGGAAUUUUCGAAAUCGGUCGAAUUGCUCCACAAGGAGAUUGAGGAAGACCUUAAAAACCACUCGUUACACGUGCUGGCCUGUGCCGUCCGUCACUUCUUAAGAGGCGCAACAAUUAUCAACCGAUUCUAUCCAAUAAAACGCUUGUUAAUAAUUCCCGUCAAUGGGGUCUCAACCAUCUCCGGCGUUUCGCUCCCGAUUGACACCUACUGCUAUAUUGGAGAUGGACCGGCGCUCACGGGCGAAGACAUUGAUGUUAUUAUUGUUGCAUACGAGGAAACACACAAGAGUUCAUAA